GCCCGUGUAGCAACAGAUCUGUGCCUGGCGUUUUUCGCAGUUCCUCCAGAGGUGUCAUUUUUCUACCCGUCUACCUUCCAGUUGCCUCUGUUGUGAAUAUUUCGGGACUAUGGCCGGGAGAGCUGCCGCUGCCUUGCUUCUCACAGCAUCCAUCUUACAAAUAGCCCUGGGCCAAAACAUCACGGAGCCGAGAACAGUGCUCCAUUGCUUCAAAUGCGACUUCGAUCAACCCUGCUCAGAGAUGAGUGUGACCUGCAAUGAAGGAGAGAGCUGCAGUACCAUCAGAGGGCAUUCAGAUUAUAAAGUCCACGAAUCCAUCUACGGGAAGGGCUGCAUCUCGGCCAGAAAGUGCAGCAGCUUGGACAGAAUCAGCUACUCCAACAACCCUUUCCGCGUCACCUACUCCUGCUGCAACACCGACUACUGCAACAGCGGCUACUCCGGGGCACCCCGCCUCCCCUUGGUCUGCGUGGCCACCAUCCUGACCAUGCUGCUUGCCUACCUCUUGUGAGACCCAGAACAUGCCCGCCCUGUAAGGAAACUUACCUGCUCCCCACAGUGACCGUCUCCCCUUGCUCAUGUCUCCCUCCGUCUCCAAAACAGCCAAGGCCCUGUUUCUCAUAAUGGACACAAUUUUGUAUCUACAAUGUCACUCCCGGUUUAUAUUUCUGUCUUUACCUUCUGGCCCACAAAUUAGCCCUCUAAACAAACCAAUUCGUUU
This is a messenger RNA of Podarcis muralis (Common wall lizard), 721 nucleotides long. RefSeq lists its product as uncharacterized. Lineage: Eukaryota; Metazoa; Chordata; Lepidosauria; Squamata; Lacertidae. Gene Ontology annotation, cellular component: membrane. Gene Ontology annotation, biological process: sperm-egg recognition. The record is from RefSeq and is a predicted model, not a curated record.